AUGAAUCAAGCAAUACGUUUCUUAUCUAUCCAACAGAAAAAUAAUAUUAAAUUUUUGGAUUCAUCAUCAAUAAAAUUAAAUUUAAUAUUAAAGAAAAUGUUUGAUUCAAAACAAUACAAACAAGCUUUUGAACUUGUUGAUGAAAAAUUUGAUACAUGCACAGAUAUAACAAUUGCUUCGGCAAUUAAAGCUUGUGCUGUAUCAAAAGAUUAUACACGUGGCAUUAAUAUUCAUCGAAAACUAUCACCAAAUUCAAUGAAUAAUUCUUAUAUUCAAGGAUCAUUAAUUCAAUUUUAUAGUGAGUCAUUUAUUUUAUUAAUCACAAUAAUACUAUAUAAUAAAGUAAAUAUAUGA
Molecule: messenger RNA, 354 nt
Organism: Rotaria sp. Silwood1
Lineage: Eukaryota; Metazoa; Rotifera; Eurotatoria; Philodinida; Philodinidae
Source: the annotation of a GenBank genome assembly